UUCGCCUCCAUUUCGAAAACCUGCGUCGCGAUUGGGCGGAGGGCGCCCUCAGGCCACGCCCAAACGACAGGAGGGGGCGGGGUUUCGAGCGUGCUCUAUUUCUGCCUGCGGUCCAGAAGGAGCUGCUUUUGGGGGGGGUCUAGUCUGCUAAAAGUUCUGUGAAUCUCAGCUUUUCUUGGAGCCGUUUCCUUCCCAUAUUUCAAUGAUGAGUCUCCAGUGGGCAGCUGUGGCCACUUUUCUCUAUGCGGAAGUUAUCCUUGUGUUUCUCCUCUGCAUUCCCUUUAUCUCUGCAACAAGGUGGCAGAAAAUCUUCAAGUCCCGUUUGGUGCAUCUCCUUGUGAUUUACGGAAACACUUUCUUUGUCGUACUUAUAAUCAUCCUUGUUUUGUUGUUUCUUGAUGCCAUUCGCGAGAUCCAGAAAUACGACGAUGUGACGGAGAAAGUGAACCUGCAGAACAACCCUGGGGCUGUGGAGCAUUUUCAUAUGAAGCUCUUCCGGGCCCAAAGAAACCUGUACAUUGCUGGAUUUUCAUUAUUGAUGGCCUUCCUCCUGAGACGACUGAUUACCCUAAUUUCUCAGCAUGCUACCACCCUGGCCUCUAACGAAGCCUUCAAGAAGCAGGCGGAAGGAGCGAGUGACGCUGCCAAGAAAUAUAUGGAGGAGAAUGACAAGCUGAAAAAGCAACUGAAGCUGGCAGGGGUGGAAGUGGCCGACCUGGACAUCAAAAGCAUUGGGGCGGAGGAAGAAAACCGAACUCUGCAGGCUGAAGUCAAGAAACUCCAGGAUGACCUGGCCUCUGCCAAAAAAGCCCUGAGUAAGGCAGACAACGAGGCAUUGGCUAUGCGCAAACAGGCUGAAGGAUUGACAACGGAGUACGACAGACUGCUGAAGGAACAUACCAAACUUCAGGAGACCUGUGAAGGCCAAAAGGAUAAGAAGGACGAAUGAUUCCAGUCUUCGUUGGAUUCCCCAGUCUCCAUCCCUUUCCUUCUUGUUCAUUUGUCUCUUUCUGGCGGUGGGACCUAACUGAACCCUCUGUUCUUAUCCACUCCUGCCCCUCUCCCAAACAAACCCCCACCCCCCCUCCCAGGUGCUGCUACAGCUUUUGAGCAGACAACGGGUCUUCAUUGGGCUUUGCUGGCGAGAGACAACUGAUGCCUGUCCCUGUAUCCCUGGGAGACUUUCCAGGAGGGUGGGGAAGGGGGGCGAGGGCAAACGGAGAAUCCGGAGCCAUCAGUAUGUCCUGGUGCGAUGCUGGGGGAGGUUGCUUGGCUAUUUCAGCAUGCGCCCUUAACAGGGCCUGCCUCUUUCAGCUGCAUUUGUAUUGCCUCGCAUUGGCCGUUCCUCUGCACCCUUCUAGGCUGAAGAGUCCGUGUUGAGUUUGCGUGCCUGAAUGGAAAGGGCGGAAAGAUUGGCCAUGUGUCUUGAUUUGUUUUUUUUUU
Messenger RNA from Thamnophis elegans (Western terrestrial garter snake), 1443 nucleotides. It is a transcript of the gene BCAP31, whose product is annotated as B cell receptor associated protein 31. Gene Ontology annotation, biological process: endoplasmic reticulum to Golgi vesicle-mediated transport; intracellular protein transport. Bases 203 to 949 code for a protein of 248 amino acids. Lineage: Eukaryota; Metazoa; Chordata; Lepidosauria; Squamata; Natricidae. The record is from RefSeq and is a predicted model, not a curated record. Gene Ontology annotation, cellular component: endoplasmic reticulum membrane; endoplasmic reticulum. The transcript has 8 exons.